Rhinichthys klamathensis goyatoka is the source of this 643-nucleotide messenger RNA. It is a transcript of the gene bet1, whose product is annotated as Bet1 golgi vesicular membrane trafficking protein. Gene Ontology annotation, molecular function: SNAP receptor activity. Gene Ontology annotation, biological process: endoplasmic reticulum to Golgi vesicle-mediated transport; vesicle fusion with Golgi apparatus. Bases 27 to 368 code for a protein of 113 amino acids. The record is from RefSeq and is a predicted model, not a curated record. Lineage: Eukaryota; Metazoa; Chordata; Actinopteri; Cypriniformes; Leuciscidae. Gene Ontology annotation, cellular component: SNARE complex; Golgi trans cisterna. The transcript is spliced from 4 exons.
CAUAUCAUAAAGAUUUCCGGGCUAUAAUGAGGCGUGCAGGCUUGGGUGAGGGAGGCCCUCAAGGGAAUUACGUAGCGAGUGGAUACAGCGUGUACGAGGAGGAGAACGAACAUCUACAGGAGGGACUGAAAGCUAAAGUAAACGCACUCAAACAUCUAUCGAUUGACAUUGGAAAUGAAGUCAAGUACCAGAAUAAAAUAUUGGGAGAAAUGGACUCGGACUUCGACUCAACUGGAGGUCUGUUGGGAUCCACCAUGGGUAGACUGAAGCUCCUCGCCAGAGGGAGCCAAUCCAAGGUGUUCUGCUACAUGCUGCUGUUCGCCCUGUUUGUCUUCAUUGUCCUGUACUGGGUGAUCAAACUGAGGUGAUCACAGGACCGAUGAGAUCCAGGACAUUUCUUAUGUGCCAUGCUCAUAUGGGGGACGGGAUCAGAAUCCUCACAGUGACGACGAGGAGUGUUUGACUGCUUGCUUUCCAUUGGACAAGAAACUGAACCAUUGAGUGACAAUGUGCAAUAUGAAAAAUCUGUAUAAAUAUAAAAUAUAUCUGUCCCAACCCACUAAAAUUAAUGUCGUCUCAGUGCAGGGAUAAUGCUACUCGUUUAAUACUGGUCAUGAAAAAAGAUGAACAUGCAUCUGUCUUU